Rhipicephalus sanguineus (brown dog tick) is the source of this 2068-nucleotide messenger RNA. RefSeq names its product serine/arginine repetitive matrix protein 1-like. Lineage: Eukaryota; Metazoa; Arthropoda; Arachnida; Ixodida; Ixodidae. The record is from RefSeq and is a predicted model, not a curated record. Bases 211 to 1980 code for a protein of 589 amino acids. The transcript has 12 exons.
GAUUUACCUAGCAGACGGCAGGCAGUUCGUGAAACUACUUUGUGAGUGAACGUGUGGUUUCUGACAGCUGUUCUGUAGUGCACCAGAAUGCCACAAAAGUGAACUUCAAGGCACCCUUGCGAAAGGUGGGUGGCCGGCGCCCUUUGCGUGGUCUGGUGACGCGGCAGGGGCCCAGACUAGAGACGUUCACCGAAGGGCUGCAGGUGGGGCAUGGCACCACCUGGCAGGCAGCGUUCGCGACGUCGUCCAGCUGCCUUCAUGGGAUUGGUUGAAUCCCGCAAGCAACAGAGCUGCGAUAUUGCUGCUCGCCAAGUGGCUGUGGCAAGACUGACGAGACCCACUGACCGUAGCUUCAAAAACCAGCGGGAAUCGCUUCGGGCCACGAGAAACGAAGCUGCCGCUCUGGUGCCGCUGAGCCGGCGCCUGGAGCAGGACCUGCUCAGCCUAGUGUGCGAGAAGAAGCGCGACGACCAAGCCAGUGGCCGAGAGCGCUUUUCGUCUCCCGUGCGAUCGCGGCAAAAGGGAGGAAACAGCCGCGAGCGUCGCGACAGCGGAGACCAGCAGGAGCGGCGGCGGAGGAGGAAGGGCAGCCUGCCGAGACGCCGCAUCAAGUCUUCUUCUCCGUCCUCCUCUUCUUCCUCCGACCGGAGCCGCAGGGAACGCCGCCGGAGGCCCCGCCGAAGGUCACGCCGAAGUGUUUCGCCGGAAGAGCGCGCAGCCCCGGUGCGGGCACCACCGUCGGCUGCUCCCGCGGCCCGGGCUUCCUUUCGGCGCAACGCUAGCCAGUUCACUACUCCGACCGCCGCUCGGACCGCUGACGUUAUCAGGAGUGGCAGCGGUUCCCCCGACCGCCGCCAGUUGAAGACGGACAACGACGAGAAGCGAGAGCAGCGGAUCCUGGCGCAGAGUCUAUCGCAGCUGCACAACGCGCUGGACUCCAAGCGCCGGCAGCAGUUCUCGGGCAAGAGUGUGCUGGCCGAUGUGCGAAGGUAUUGCCAGGAUGCUGCUCGCCAGGCUCAAAGCGAGGAGUCACUGUCCGGAGAUGUGGCGUCGCCGUCGUCUCAGCAGCAGGAGCCCACCAUGUCGGAAGCGGAGUGCGUGCCGGACCCGGAUUUUGUCGUCGAUGCGCCGCCGGUGGAGGACGAAGUGCUCGUUAUGGAGUUGUCGUCAGAGUCUCAAACCGCGAGCCCGGCGUCUAGCCUGCUGCCUGACUCCCCCAGGGAGGACGAGCAGCCGCCGUUCUUCGAGGAAGCAGAAGAAGAAGAACAGCACCUCGACCGACGACUGGAACGGAGGGAAGAAGACGUCGAGGAAGCCGCGACCAUCGGCGGCGCCGAGCUCUGGCAGCGAGGCGGCCUCCCGGGCACCUCAGCAUCGGCGUUUCUGGUGCCGUGGAACCGGCCCGCAGCCCGGCAGGCUGGUCCGCAUCUAGCGGCGUCACCGGUGCCCUGCGUCCCCUCCGCCUCCUGUUCCCUUUCGGAUGGAUUCCCGAAGCCCGGCGCUGGCACGACCACCGACUGGAGAAGAGCGGCGCGGCUGCCGCCGCCUGUUGCGCGGCCGGCGCAGCAUUCCUACAGUUGGCGCGGGGAGUUGUACCCGAUGCCGACGACUCCGGCGCCCUCUCGGCCUUUCAUGCCGCCCUGGUCCGGACCUUCGCCGCCACUCUUUUCGACGCCGAUGUUCCCGAGUGCACUGCGAGAGCCAAUUCCUCUUCCGCGCCCGCCUCUGCCGCCGCCUGCGAUUUGGGAGCGCCCAGCCGAGGAGUUCAUCACCGAGUUCACCCCAGCGGAAGGGCGGCCGGCUAGGCGCUGCUUCAGUCCGACCCCCGACCACGCCACGUAUUUUUCUCGCCCGAACGAGCAGCAGCGGGCCUACCUUCCCACGCCUCGACCCACGUACACGAUGAGCCGGGGAGACCAGGCUGUCAGGCAUUACAGAAUGGAAGGAUUUUGGCGACUCUCGGGAAGAAGAAUGUUUUAGUGUAUAGUACCGAAGGGAGGGGACAGGGGGGGGGGUGGCAGCAAGCAGCGGCACAGUCUCGUUAAUAAAAAAGCGUCCUUACUUCUGC